AGUGACUUCCGGUGUAAUGGCGUCAAGAAGCAAGCACUGUUGUCACAUUUUGAUCUACAGUGUUUCAAUAUUUUGCCUUUGUUUAUAUCAGUCGAGUUAACGCAUUCACAAGUUUAUAACCAACAAAAGAAUUAUAAGAUAGACCGAGGAAGGUGAUAGCAUCGUCACUACCAUGGAGGUCACGACUGACGAAGAGGCUCAAGCAGUUCUGUUAGAGGGAAUGGAGGGUGCACAAUAUAUAACCAUACAGCCAGCAGAUGGGGAAUCUCUCUCCAAAGGAGUUCCUUUAAUUACCUUAAAUGGAGAAUUAAUUCCAGAAAGAAUGGUUGUAGAGAUGAUGAAUGCAGGCGUUGGUUCAGAAUAUUCUACAACAACUCAGUACUAUGAAACAGAAGAUGAUCUUUUAUCACACGAACUGACAGAGGAGGAUCGUAGAUUAGCUGCAGCAUUAGUUGCUGUUCAGCUUCAACAGCAACAAAAACAACAACAAUUGCAUAGCCAGCAACACGAAGAUCCCACCUUACCCGAUGUUGGUCAUUUAGAUUCACUCUCACCCGUUAACGCUUAUAUGCAGACAAUACCUGAUCCAGACCCACCUCCAGUAUAUCCGACAAUGCAUUCAAUGAAACGGAUUUCUCAAUCUCAAAAUGUAAAACAGGAGUUUAUCAACAUAAAAAGCGAAUAUGAGAUUGAUGUUUCUGCAGAGAGCAGUGAGGAUGCAACGCCUACUUCAGGACCAAAAAGAUCCUUGCCUCAUAAAAAAAGGAUCCCUAAAAAACUGAAGCAGCAAUCCAAACGGACUUCCGUCAGAAGAGAUAAUGCAAAGUUAAACCAGGAUAUUGUUUCUCAGCAACCAGUUAAUGAACCUCUGAUGCAUGUUUUUCGAUGUGAAUUGUGCGGUUGUUCGAUAGGCGGACAAUUGAAAUUCUUUGAACACUUGAAGGCACACUAUGAACCAGUAAAAGUAGAAUCUAGAAUAGCACAAACCACUAAUACGAGCAUAACAAUAUCUGUGUCAGACUCCGUUCAAGGGAUUGAUACUACUGUAAUAGAAGAGUUUAGUGAACCUGAAGAUCUCAUGGAAGGCAUACGAGGUGUCGUUGAGGAAACAGGAGCUCAUAUUGAUGAGGAAGCUGAUGGUGCACUAAACGAUGUUAAUGGGGGGCCAACUUUGUGGGCAAUUUCGGAUGUACCUGACCACGGUGCGCAGGAACAGGUGGAAACCACUACAAUUAAUGAAAAUGAUUUACUGGAUAAAGAAGAAAUCGAAGUACCACAAACUAAAAAGAAGAAAUCACAAAAACAUAGAAGGUCAAUUGACGAGCUUGCCUGCCUGCAAUGCGGUCGAUCAUUCAACCAUAAGAAUAGUUUGGUUUAUCAUAUGCGAUCUCAUAGUGGAGAAAGGCCUCAUCAGUGUGACGUUUGUGGAAAAAGUUUCUUUGCUGCUAGUGCAUUAAAGGUACACAAAAGAUUACAUAGUGGCGACAAACCGUACAAGUGCGACGAUUGUGGACGUCACUUCCGUCAAUGGGGUGACUUGAAAUAUCACUCGACAAGUAUACACUCCGAACAAAAACAAUUCCAGUGUGAAUAUUGUGGCAAAGACUUUGCGCGAAAAUAUUCUCUUAUUGUCCACAGACGUAUUCAUACUGGUGAAAAAAAUUAUCGAUGCGAAUAUUGUAAUAAGACUUUUAGAGCAAGCAGUUACCUGCAAAAUCAUAGACGAAUUCAUACAGGCGAAAAACCUCACCCAUGUACAGUUUGUGGAAAACCCUUCAGGGUAAGAAGCGACAUGAAAAGGCAUCUGAACACGCAUUCGCGCGGAAGAUUUGAUAGGCCUGUAAAUCGUACGACCAUGACUAAAAACUUAACGGAUGAUGAAAAUAAAGCAUCUCAAGUCAGAACGAUUCAGAAUAGUUUGGUUGAGGAACUAAAGUUGGAAGUUGAAGGUAAUGGAGUUGAACUUGUUUCGCCAGAAGACAAUCCGGAGAGUAUUCUACCACAUGAAGGUGGGCAGAACAUGGAUUAUUCUGCUACACGUACGACAGAUGGUGGGACAGACAGGGAUCCUUUGGAGGCAGAUGUACGAACUACAGAUACGCUGUACACGUGGCCAUGUUAUCAUCUGUAGCCUAUUGUUCGCUAUCGAAUUAUUUCAUGUAACUUUGGCUGAUUAUUGAUGUACAGUUUUGCGUAUGAUCAUAAGUCAGUGUAAACACUGUUUCAAGAAAGACGUUUUAUCAACAGAUCUCGUACAUGAAUUGAAUUUUCUAAUGA
Messenger RNA from Diprion similis, 2277 nucleotides. RefSeq names its product zinc finger protein 37-like. Lineage: Eukaryota; Metazoa; Arthropoda; Insecta; Hymenoptera; Diprionidae. The record is from RefSeq and is a predicted model, not a curated record. The transcript has 8 exons. The coding region runs from base 173 to 2131 and encodes 652 amino acids. Gene Ontology annotation, cellular component: nucleus.